Messenger RNA from Racocetra fulgida, 156 nucleotides. Lineage: Eukaryota; Fungi; Glomeromycota; Glomeromycetes; Diversisporales; Gigasporaceae. The record is from the annotation of a GenBank genome assembly.
AUGCCUUGUUAUGCAGACACAAUCAAAAAAAUCAAGUAUAUUAAAAAAAGUAAAAAAGAAGAUGUGAAACCUGAGAAUUCUAUUCAAACAGAUCAAGAACCUGAAACUGAUAUGACAGAAAAAAGGUCUGGUGAAGAUAACAAACGCCCAAUAUGA